Messenger RNA from Orussus abietinus, 2572 nucleotides. RefSeq names its product tumor necrosis factor receptor superfamily member wengen (gene wgn). The coding region runs from base 402 to 1292 and encodes 296 amino acids. Gene Ontology annotation, molecular function: protein binding. The record is from RefSeq and is a predicted model, not a curated record. NCBI's taxonomy places the organism in Eukaryota, Metazoa, Arthropoda, Insecta, Hymenoptera, Orussidae. The transcript is spliced from 5 exons.
GCUAGUCGCUCCGCGACCGUCUCUGGACGCGGACGGAAGGUGCCGAAGGUCACGUCGCGACCCUCAGGAAGUUGUAGCCCCGUUUCCGGCUUCGAAUCUCUCGCGGUGACGCCGGAAAUUCGUUGGAUCUCCUCGAUCCCCUCUUCCGGGGAUUCUUCGGCUCUAGCUCGCCCUGGCCUGCGGACUCGUUCCUCUUCGGGAGCCUCUCCGCGGUCUGUCGCGGAGACGGUGGUACCCCGCGACCCCGCGCUAUGUGGUUCGCCGGCUGUCAUUCCGGCGCAGGAAGUGCGGCUAACGGGGUUCGCCACGAGACCGGGUACGAUGGCUUCGAUCGGUAGUUGGCUCCGAUACGGAAUUCGGUGGGAGGUCCGCGAGAGUGGUGAACGCCCUUAAUCGAGGUGAUGCCGAAGGAAGCUUGUACCGGGCUGCUGAUCGUGACACUGGUGCUGGUAGGCAGCCUGUCCCGCCUCGUAUGGACGAGGAGGACCUCUCCAGGGUCUCCUGGGUCUUCGGGGAGGCAGCCGAUCUGCAGGGCGGGCCUGGAGUUCUGGUCGGCGGAGCGGCUCGGCUGCGUGCCCUGCACGAUAUGCGCCCCGGACGUCACGGUCAGUCCCUGCGCGAUCCACAAGGACGCGACCUGCGGCCCGCUCUCCGCCCUGGAGCUAGACUGGUCGUUCCUCUCUCGAGGACGAAAAAAGGAGUCGGAAGCGCCCCUGGACUCGAGGGUCCUCUGGCCGUUCCCGGGGGACCGGGAGCAGCGGCCCGGCCCCUUAGACGACGUCCUGCUGGAGCUCGCCUCGGGUGGCGAGAGUACCGGGAAGCUCGGCGACGAGUACGAGGAGAGGUGGAUAGAGGACGUCCUGGAGAGGCGAUCCGACCGAGAGGAGACAGGGACCUACUGGGACCUGCAGACCGGUACCCUGAUCCUGGCGGUCUGCGCCUGCAUCCUUUUCUUCACGGUCGUCGGCCUGUCCGCCCUCGUGUACGCCAGGCAAUGGCGCAGGAUGAAGAAGAACUUCCAGCCAGCAGGCCUCGAAGAGAUCUUCGCCACGCUGAACUCGAUGGUGAAGGCUGAGCUGGCGGAACUCCCGUCGGAGGACCCGACGAGCGCUCACGAUCCGGAGAACGGGUACCAGUGCCUGGAGAAGCUCCUAGACCGAAAGCCCGCGACGCUCGGCUGGCGCGAGGACGGGGGUAACCUGUACAUCGAGGAGGGCAACAACUCGGCGAGCAGGCACCUGGACAUCGUCCAGGUCCACAGGAACGUCGAGAGGACGAGUAACGAUAUGUGACCCCGUAGGGAGGAGUUCUCGCCCUCGUCCAAGUACAACUGUACAGUAGUAGCUCUAUGAAAUUACCAUUACCGACCGGUUAAACCGGACCGUUCGUGCCUCUACCGGAGGUCGUCACUUUCUGGGUAAGGAUGGCGAGUCACCCCCUCGGCUAGAAAGGCCGAGACGUACCUAAAAGCGAGUAGGAGGAGGUAGGACGAGCAAACCGUUCUUCAUCGUCGUCGUGCCAUGCAGCACGCGUCUAUAUACAUAAUGGACAUGUUAUGUAUUUUAGCUUGUACCCAUUACACCGUAAAUAACAUUGACAAUAAUUGCCAUACUUGCAGUUAAAUAUAGUUUGUUUUGUUUACUCUUUUUUUUUUUUAAUUAAUAUAUAUAUAUAUUUUAUAUAUAUUUAUAUAUAUAUAUAUACUAUGUACCGAAGAGAAACAUCCGCUACGGGUAGGGGUGCACCUAAGGCCUACGGAGGUUGCAUUCAUCAUAUUUUCGCACACCUACGCGCUCGUAGCUCCUCUACCUCCUAUUAUUCUCUAUAACUUUAAGACUAUGUUCUUUGUAAACGUGAUCACAGUGUAAGGCGCUUCUCGAACUCGAACGUGGCGUCGAGCACGCGUAUAUCUCUGGUACCAAUAUACAUAUGUAACAUAUAUAUUAUAUCGUAUCUCGCGUAACCCGAAGAAAUUUUCCGGGGAUUUUCAAUCCCCGCGCGGUUCUCUCUUCCGACCUCUCGCUCCGAUCCGCCGUUCGGAUCGCUCCUCUCUUAUCAACAAUUUAUCGCAUCCCUAUCUACACGCGCGACUUCUACGCGCCGCCAGAUACGAGGCGAUCGUUCCGAUCAGGCACUUUAAAAUGCUCCCCGCGGUUUGCGUCGAAACACUCAGAAAAAUAUGAUGAACACGCUGUUCGUUACGUUAGAGGUAAUUCUAAAAAGGUAAUUCGUGGCGAAUGAUGCUAGGUUCGGCCGAGAACGGCGAGGGAUCGGUACCGCGGCCCGGACAUUGACGAUAAAACGUGGAAAUAAAUGUGCCCAUAAUUAUAUAUAAAUAACCUGGCAUGCGAAAAGCAUCCGCAGCCCGACUGGGAACGGUCCUUGACCAUUAGAUUCGACGGUUAAAAUAAAAGUCCGACUUGCGACCUCGCUCCCGAUCUCGCCGAGGUCUAGCCUCCGUCCUCCUAAACGCUCGCGUUAUAUCGGAUCCAGCCCGUUCGUCCCAGACUCUCUAUUCAGUCGAGUGUCACAUUUCCACGGUGAAAAACAAAAAGGGGGAAAAAAAAAAAAA